Molecule: messenger RNA, 1696 nt
Organism: Canis lupus familiaris (dog)
Lineage: Eukaryota; Metazoa; Chordata; Mammalia; Carnivora; Canidae
Gene: RPP38
Product: ribonuclease P/MRP subunit p38
Exons: 3
Coding region: 765-1610 (281 amino acids)
Biological process (GO): tRNA 5'-leader removal
Cellular component (GO): nucleolar ribonuclease P complex; ribonuclease MRP complex; fibrillar center
Molecular function (GO): ribonuclease P activity; ribonuclease P RNA binding
Source: RefSeq, a predicted model, not a curated record
UCCCGUUGUUCCCUCUGCGGUCACUCUGGUGCAGGCCACCAUCGAGCCUACCCUGGGAACCUCUUUGCUCCUCCUUCCACUUCUGGCAAAGGAGUGGCCCCGGGCUUCCGCAAGGAUGGUUUUGCAGGGCCUUUCAAAUCACGCUCGCUCUUGUGUCUCAAACGUUGCAGUUGCUUUCCAUUAUUAUGCGGUUUGCGGGACCUUCACCCUCUGGUCCUCGCCUCCCUUUCCUGAUACCUCAGCAUCUCUAGCAUCUCUUCCCCAGCGGCGUGAACUUCCUUCAUUUCGUUAAUGUUGUUGCCUGGGGUACUCUUUCUGCUUCAUGCCCCCUUUGGCUGGCACUCUUCAGAUGCAGGGUUGAAAGGUCACUUUCUCCAGGACAUCUUUUCUCUCCCCUUCAGCUAAUUCAUGCUUCUGCUGUUUCCUUAGUAUCCUUAGAAUUCCCAGACUUGAAUGUGCACAUCUUCUUGUACUAUUACCUGCUCAUUUGUUGUUUUCAUGGAUUCUAAGUUCUGUUGAGGCCAGUAACUGUUUUUACGCUAAUACUUUAUGGUUUGGUACAUUGUGGAUAAUCCAGAAAUACUUGCUGAAGAAGAAAGGUGGUUGUGGGGCCGAAGGUUGGCUGAUUCUAUAGGAAUUUUGUGAGAAUCACAAUCAUACAUGGAAAAAAUGCCUUCUAAAUUCUUACACACUCCCCCCCAAGUUCUGACACAUUCCCCAAAGACAGCUGCUCUUCACCAUCAGUAGCCAGCCUGAUUUUCCAAAUGGCUGCAGCUCCUCAAGCACCGGGGCGGGGUUCCAUCCGGAAGACAAGACCUUUAACUGUAAAGACAUCGUUAAACAACCCAUAUACUAUCUGCUGGACUACUCUAGAGAGAGAAGACAUGCACUUCAUAUUACAGACACUUCAAGACAGAUUUAAAUCUCUUGGGCUUCAGAAGAUUGAGGAUAAGAAGAGAAAGAAAAAGCAGUUUUUAAAAAAACAAAGCCCAGACAAAUGUAGCACAGAAGUUGAUAAGAGCGAGGAUCUGAAAGAGAAACAACCAGAAGAUAAUGAGCAAGGGUCAGGGUGGACUCCUGUGCUCGUCAGGAGGCAGCUUGCCAUCGGUGUUAAUGAAGUGACCAGAGCUCUGGAAAGGAAUGGGCUGCUGCUGGUCCUCGUGUGUAAGUCAGCCAAGCCUGCCAUCAUCACCUCCCACCUGAUUCAGUUGAGCUCCAGCAGAUCAGUGCCUGCUUGUCAGGUUCCCCGUCUCAGUGAGACACUCGCACCUGUCAUUGGCUUAAAAUGUGUCCUGGCCUUGGGGUUCAGAAAGGACACCACGGCUUUUGUUGAGGAGGUAAAAGCCAUAAUUCCCCGAGUACCCAGUUUACAUGUACCAUGGCUGCAUGGGCAGCCUAAAGAAGCCUGGGAAAAUGUAGACACUGAAUCUCUGGAAAGCCAGGACAAGGAGAUUUUAGAAACUUCCUUUGAAGACCUCUCUAAACAUAAAAAGAAGCUUGUGGAAGGUCAGCAGGCUGUAGUGUUACAACCCCUGAAAAUAAAGAAAGUGAUUCCAAACCCCAGUAAGAUAAGGAAACCACCCAAAAGUAAAAAACCGACUUCAAAGUAAUCUCCUAUAAACUUGUAGUUUCCUACAGCUGUAAAAAGACACUCUGUAAAGAAGCCUUAAAACAAAUAAAAUGUGUUAUUUUUAUA